AGAAAAUGAGAAAAAAAAUAAAAAAUACGAUAAACUUUCUAACAAGCCUACUGAACUUUGAAACAACACACGCGAGUAGAGAGAGAAAGAAGACGACCUGAUAAAACUUACUACCUGUUCUUCUUCUUCUCUCAUUUAGUGGUGCGGAUUAAAGAUUGAAGUUUCCCCUGAUUGAUUUUGAUACUUGGGAAUCUAGAGUUUCUAUUGAUUCAAAUGUUUGGUAUCCAAAGUGGUUCUUCUAGUAUUAUUAUAAUCAAUGACCAUUUUUGAUGCCCUAAUUUCAGUUGUUUUUUUGAAAAAUGUCGGCCGAAAGAAUAAGACCUGGAGCUGGAGUUAUGAAUACUGUUUUCAAGAGUGGUCCACUUUUCAUUUCGUCAAAAGGGAUAGGAUGGAAAUCUUGGAAGAGGCGUUGGUUCAUACUCACUCGAACAUCUUUAGUUUUCUUCAAAAAUGAUCCUAGUGCUCUUCCCCAGAGAGGCGGCGAGGUUAAUCUGACUCUGGGUGGUAUAGAUUUAAACAAUUCAGGGAGUGUUGUGGUCAGGGAAGAUAAGAAACUCUUGACCGUAUUGUUUCCUGAUGGGCGCGAUGGGCGAGCGUUCACCCUCAAGGCUGAGUCGUCAGAAGACUUGUACGAGUGGAAGACAGCACUGGAACAUGCUUUGGCACAAGCACCAAGUGCUGCACUGGUCAUGGGACAUAAUGGGAUUUUCCGGAAUGACACAACUGAUACAAUUGAAGGAUCUUUCCAACAAUUGAGAGAUAAGCGGCCUGUCAAGUCGAUGGUUGUUGGAAGACCAAUUUUGCUGGCGUUAGAGGAUAUUGAUGGUGGUCCUUCGUUCCUAGAAAAAGCUCUUCGCUUUCUGGAGGUAUUCGGAAUAAAAGUUGAAGGAAUCUUGCGGCAAUCAGCAGAUGUUGAGGAUGUUUAUCACCGGGUCCAAGAAUAUGAACAAGGGAGGAAUGAGUUCAGCUCUGACGAGGAUGCACAUGUCGUCGGUGACUGUGUUAAGCACGUGCUUCGAGAGCUACCCUCAUCCCCGGUUCCUGCAUCUUGCUGUAUUGCGUUAUUGGAGGCAUCCAGGAUUGAGCGAAAGGAGACUAGGCUUAAUGCUCUGCGCUCUGCAGUAUUUGAGACAUUUCCGGAGCCAAAUAGGCGAUUAUUACAAAGAAUUCUGAAAAUGAUGCAUAUAAUUGCUGCUCAUUCUUCUGAUAAUCGGAUGACUCCUUCUGCGGUUGCUGCUUGCAUGGCACCCUUGUUACUGCGACCACUUUUGGCUGGUGAAUGUGAGUUGGAGGAUGACUUUGACAUGAGUGAUAGUUCAGCUCAGCUUCUUGCUGCUGCGAACGCUGCUAAUAAUGCUCAAGCCAUCAUUACAACUCUUUUGGAGGAUUAUGACAAUAUCUUCGAUGAUGAUAAUCUGCAAAGAUGCUCUUUUUCAGCAGAUUCUCAGAUGGGACACAGUGAGUCUGAUGAGUCAUCUGAUGACGAAAAUUUGGAUAUGAAAGAUAGUGCAUAUCAUGAUACAGAAAAUGAAGAUCCUCCAGAAGUAUAUGAUGAUCCUGACCGUGUGCUUAGCGGAAAGUUUAGUGGCAGCAGCGGCUAUGCUGGCAAUGAUUUAUAUAGUUAUAAGGCUUUUGAAGGUGAUGGUGGUUCAGAUGUUGAAUCUACUGGGGAGACUAGUGGUUUAUCAAGCCAUAAAGCCCACAGAGACUCCAACUUUCAAUUUAAUGAGAAAGAUAUAUGUAAGAAAGAGAGUGAGAGUCCGACUGAGAUGCAUAGUCCCACUGAUUUACCUGCCAGUGGAUCUCACCAAUCGAUGGCAGACCUUCUGUCCUCUAAAGAAUCUGGUCUUUCUCUACCCAUUGCUGGUCCUCAUUUAUCUGCAGAAAAAUCCUUGAGUAAACUAAGUGGUUACGGUCUCAAUGUCAAGCGCCCAUCCUUUUGGGGUAGAAAUAAUACACGGAAGAAUACCACAGUGGAAUCUGUUGACUCAUCCGGAGAAGAAGAGCUUGCUAUUCAGAGGCUAGAGGUUACUAAGAAUGAGUUGCGCACCAGGAUAGAGAAAGAGGCUAAAGGGAAUCAGAUUUUGCAAGCAAGUUUAGAGAGAAGAAAGCAAGCUUUGCACGAGCGACGAUUGGCACUUGAACAAGAUGUUUCAAGACUGCAAGAGCAGUUGCAAGCUGAGAGAGAUCUUAGAGCUGAUUUGGAGAUCGGUCUGAAUAUGUCUUCAGGACAGUUUUCUAAUCAACGUGGUAUGAACUCCAAGACGAGGGCAGAGCUAGAAGAGAUCGCUCUUGCUGAGGCAGAUGUAGCUAGGCUGAAACAGAAGGUCACGGAGCUCCACCUCCAACUGAACCAGCAAAGCCAAAACCAUUAUGGUGCCCUUUCUGAAGCAAGCGAUCGGUACCAGCAUUUACAAAAUCUACAUUCACAACAGAAGUAUCUUCAGCAAAAUUUCGAUAUGACCCUUGCAUUUUGUAAUCACGAAACGAAACAAAGAAAUGAGGACCGCUCAUUAGGAACUGAGAGAAAAAACAACGUCAAGGACCAGGCAAUGUCGUCUACCAGCAACGCCAAACAGCUGUUUCAAAAGCUGUAUGGUGAUACAAUAAGCUUGAGUGAUUCAAAAAGUACAGAGGCAUCUACUAGUUUUUCUGCAGAUGAUCUCUCGGCAAUUGAUUCCUCUGCGGUGGCUUCUACUUCAAGGCCAAUGGAGGCAAUGGAAUAUACACGAAAUCCAUCCGCAGCAUCUUCAACAUUGGUAGAAUUAACAUCGCGUCUGGAUUUCUUUAAGGAGCGACGAAACCAGCUUAUGGAACAACUUCAUAACCUCGACGCAAGCUAUGCUACAGCUACUUCACAAGGCCUGGUGUAUAAACAACCAUCAUCACCCCCAUGGAAAUAACAUCAUGAUUGGUGUGAGAGGAUAACCUCUGAUGCAUUUCCAUUCUUCGCCUUCUGUAUAUCCAUGUACUGUUGUUCAUUGUUGUAAUCUUGUUUAUUGCAUUUUCUCUUGGCUGAGCCGUUUUCUCCAUUUCCUUUGAUUUUUAUUCCUUCUCUUUUGAGUGUAUUUUUUUUUUUGUCCGAUAAACGUUGGUUACAUGUAUUAAUAAUGUAUAUGUGACUUGCGGGUUCAAUUUAUAUAUCUCUCUAACAUCAGGAGUGGUAAUCUAUGUAUUAACUUUUCCUCUCACGAACCUUUCCUACUCUUUAACCCUAUCAACAUAUAUUUUGUUUGGAAAAA
Molecule: messenger RNA, 3242 nt
Organism: Papaver somniferum (opium poppy)
Lineage: Eukaryota; Viridiplantae; Streptophyta; Magnoliopsida; Ranunculales; Papaveraceae
Product: rho GTPase-activating protein 7-like
Exons: 22
Coding region: 300-2903 (867 amino acids)
Biological process (GO): signal transduction
Source: RefSeq, a predicted model, not a curated record